Eurypyga helias (sunbittern) is the source of this 1098-nucleotide messenger RNA. It is a transcript of the gene HYKK, whose product is annotated as hydroxylysine kinase. Gene Ontology annotation, molecular function: amino acid kinase activity. The transcript has 4 exons. The record is from RefSeq and is a predicted model, not a curated record. The annotation marks the transcript as partial. Lineage: Eukaryota; Metazoa; Chordata; Aves; Eurypygiformes; Eurypygidae.
AUGGCCUCUAGAAGUGACUGCCAACCCCAGGCGAUCACCAAACCAGCACUUGGUGAAGAAGCAGCGGCUGAAUUGGUUGACAGGGUGUUUGGACUGAAGGUGUCUUGGAUCAGGCCGCUCCCCAGCUACGACGACCAGAAUUUCCACGUGUGUGUUUCAAGGAACAAAGGUGCGGGUGAAGGUGCUGAUGAGUACGUCCUCAAAAUCACCAAUUCGGAAGACAGCCAGGAGCCUGACCUCAUUGAAGCACAGACCCAGGCCAUGAUGUUUCUCAGGGCUGAAGGCUUUCCCUCAGCUACUCCUUAUCUUACAAAAGAUGGUAACGUAAUGUCUCUGGAGUCGGGAGAUGCGGGGCCUGGGAACAAAAAGUACAUGGUCAGACUGCUGACGUACCUGCCUGGCACACCGGUAGCAAAAAUUGCUACAGACCCUCCGAUUCUCUACGAGAUCGGGAAGCUAGCUGCCAGUUUGGAUAAAGCUCUCACAGAGAAAUUCCAUCAUCCAUCAGUAAAAAGUCUCCAUCGAGGCCAGUUCAUUUGGAACCUGGCAAAUGUUCCUCUUCUAAAUCAGUACGUUUAUGCCUUGGGCCAGAACAAAUAUCGUGAAGUUGUGGAACAAGUUAUUGAGCAGUUCAAAGGGAAAGUAAUACCCAAGCUAAGCAGUUUUCGAGCCUGUAUCAAUCAUGGAGAUCUUAAUGACCACAAUAUUCUAGUAGACUCCAGUUCUGCUUCCUUGGAGAACCCUCAGUACAGAGUGUCUGGCAUCCUGGAUUUCAGCGACAUGAGUUUCGGGUAUUAUGUGUUUGAGGUUGCAAUAGCCAUCAUGUACAUGAUGAUUGAGAGCCCGGAUCCGCUGGGUGUUGGAGGGCACGUUCUGGCAGGCUUUGAAAGCGUCGUGCCGCUCACGGAAGAGGAGAGAGGUGCUCUCUUUCUCUUGGUGAGCGGGAGGUUUUCUCAGUCCCUGGUCAUAGCAGCCCACACCUCCCUGCUGUACCCGGAGAAUAAGGAAUACCUCAUGAUCACGGCCAGAACCGGAUGGAAGCACCUCAUGAAAAUGUUCGAGGUGGGCCAGGAAGCUGUGGAGCAGACAUGGUUUGAG